AUGGUAAUGAGAGGAGCAGCCUCGGAGCACCGCCUCCUGCCCUCGGCCGAGUGGCGCCAGGGCCACAGCCGCUUUAUAUCAGGCCAGGCCAGGGCCGCCGGGCGCUCGGCAGCCGCCCGCAGGCCCGAGGGCAAGCUGAAGCGCCCGCCCACGCUGCCCGGCAGCCUGGGCAGGCUUCAUGCACCCAUCCGUGCCGACGCUGUGAAUGCUUCGCCAUCUGAGAGCUCCUCAUCUUGUCCAGGGCCCGCAUCUGCUUCUGACAUGUCUCUGCUUCAUGCUUUGGGCCCAGUGCAGACCUGGCUGGGGCAAGAGCUGGAGAAAUGUGGCAUCGAUGCCAUGAUUUAUACGCGCUAUGUCCUCAGCCUUCUGCUGCAUGACAGCUAUGACUACGACCUGCAGGAACAGGAGAAUUACAUCUUCCUGGGCUGGGAGAAGGGAGCUUAUAAGAAAUGGGGAAAGAGUAAGAAGAAGUGUUCAAAUCUGACUGUAGAGGAAAUGAAAAAGCAAGCUGCUGUCCAGUGUCUCCGAUCUGCUUCUGAUGAAAGCUCUGGCAUCGAGACCUAGGUGGAGGAGCUCUGCUGCAGACUGAAAGACCUGCAGAGUGAGCAAGAAGAGAAAAUUCACAAAAAGUUGGAGGAGUCUCCAUCUCCGGAGGUAGAAUUAUCCCCCACAGAGAAAGAUCAAGUGGAGAUGUACUAUGAAGCAUUUCCACCACUUUCUGAGAAACCAGUUUGCCUGCAAGAAACCAUGACUGUGUGGAACAAGUCCAAGGCCUGUUCUUACUCCAGCUCCUCUUCAUCAUCCACAGCCACCCCAGUGAGCACAGACAAGUCCUCUCCCAAGGACUGCAACAGUGAAAGUGAAGUCAUCAAGGAAAGAAGCCCCGAAGGGCCCACCACUGUGCACGAGAAAGCCCAGAGCAGAAGCAGACAUAAGAAGGAGAACAAACUGAGCAACGGCACUGUGGAAGAAAAAUCUGCCUUGUACAAAAAGCAGAUCAGACACAAACUGGAAGGGAAGAUGCGCCCUCCCUCCUGGUCUUCCGGCUCUAGUGAAGGAGGCUCGAGUUCAAGUGGUAAUCAGGGAGAAAUCAAAGCAUCCAUGAAGUACGUUAAAGUAAGACAUAAGGUGCGGGACAUUCAAAACAAGAAAGGGCGGAAUGGGCAAAGCAGGCUGUCCCUGAAACACGGGGAGAAGGCAGAGAGAAGAGUGCAUGUGGGCGGCAACAGAAGCAGCAGCAGCGGCGGGUCCAUCAGGCAGCUGUGCAAGCGGGGUAGGCGACCAGUGAAGGAGGCAGGGAGAAGAGAUCCUGGGAGCACUGGAGGGAAAGAGCUGUAUACAGAGAGCAGAAACGACAAAGAAUAUAAAGAGGAGCCGUUGUGGUACACCGAACCGAUUGCUGAGUAUUUUGUUCCUUUGAGCAGGAAGAGUAAACUAGAGACCACAUACUGAAACAGACAGGAAUCAAGUGCUCUGACACCGGAUGCAGUGGGAGACUUGUCUGAAUCUGUGCGUGGCCUUUGUAUCAGCAGCAGUAACACUCACAAGACAUACCUCGCAGCAGGCGCUUUCAUUGAUGGCCAUUUUGUAGAAAUGCCUGCAGUUAUAACUGAGGAUGUUGACCUCACUGGGACCUCAUUAGGUUCUCUGCCAGAGGACAACAAAUACCUGGAAGAUAUUCAUCUGUCAGAAUUAACACACUUCUAUGAAGUGGAUAUUGAUCAAUCCAUGUUGGAUCCUGGUGCCUCAGAAACAAUGCAAGGAGAAAGUUGGAUCUUGAAUAUGAUUCGACAAAAAAGCGAAGAGAAUACAAAUUUUGAGGCAGAAUGUUGCAUAGUGUUAGACGGUAUGGAGUUGCAAGGGAAACAUGCAAUAUGGACAGAUUGUACCAGCUCUGUGGGUGCUGAGGGCUUGUUCUUGCAAGACCUUGGCAAUCUGGCUCAGUUUUGGGAGUGCUGUUCGUCAAGCUCUGGUGAUCCCGAUGGGGAGAGCUUUGGAGGAGACUCUCCAGUUAGACUCUCUCCGAUCUUGGACAGCACAAUGCUCAAUUCACACUUACUUGCUGGCAAUCAAGAGCUCUUCUCAGAUAUUAAUGAAGGAUCUGGUAUAAACUCUUGUUUUUCAGUGUUUGAAGUGCAAUGCAGUAAUUCUGUUUUACCAUUUUCUUUUGAAAUGCUCAACUUGGGAAAUGAAAAUACAGAUUCUAGUGCUAAUAUGCUUGGGAAAACACAAUCUAGAUUGCUAACAUGGACCAAAAAUAGUGCCUUUGAAGAAAAUGAACACUGUUCUAAUCUUUCAACGAAAACUUGUAGUCCAUGGUCCCAUUCAGAAGAAACACAUUCUGACAAUGAGACAUUGAACAUUCAGUUUGAAGAAUCCACACAGUUUAAUGCAGAUGAUAUUAAUUAUGUAGUUCCUAGAUUCUCAUCAAAUUAUGUAGAUGGAGAACUUCUAGAUUUUUUGCAAGAUGAAACUUGCCAGCAAAACAGUAAAACUUUAGGAGAAAUUCCAACUUUAGUUUUCAAAAAAAGAUCCAAACUAGAGUCUGUCUGUGGUAUUCAGCUAGAACAAAAAACAGAAAACAAAAACUUUGAAACUGCACAAGUAUGUAGUGAAAGCAGUCCACAUGGAGAUGGCUACAGCUCAGGGGUUAUUAAAGACAUUUGGACAAAGAUGGCAGAUAGAAAUUCUGUGGCUACAGUAGAAAUAGAAAGAAUUGACGAUGAGUUGUUUUCAAUAGAUGUAAAUAACUACUGCUGCUGUUUAGAUGCUGAAGCUAAAAUGGAGACCCUUCAGGAGCCCAGCAGGGCAGUGCAGAGGUCUGAAUAUCACCUCUGGGAGGGACAGAAAGAAAACCUGGAGAAGAGAGCCUUUGUGUCCUGCGAGCUCUCCAAGGUGGGUGGUGGUGAUUACACCACACCCUCUAAACCUUGGGCUGUGGCCCAAGAUAAAGAGAAUGCUUUCAUUCUUGGGGGAGUCUAUGGAGAACUCAAAACUUUCAGUAGUGAUGCGGAAUGGGCAGUUGUGUCACCAGGCCACACAAAAGGAAGCUUGCUGCAGUGUGCAGCUUCUGACAUCGUGACCAUAGCCAGAACAGACAUCUUUAUGACCCCAGGAAACAGCUUUGCUCCUGGUCACAGGCAGUUGUGGAAACCCUUCAUGUCAUUUGAACAGAAUGAUCAGCCGAAGAGCGGGGAAAAUGGGUUAAAUAAGGGAUUUUCUUUUAUCUUCCAUGAAGACUUACUAGGAGCUUGUGGUAACUUUCAGGUUGAAGAUCCUGGACUUGAAUAUUCAUUCUCUUCCUUUGACCUAAGUAAUCCAUUUUCACAAGUUCUUCAUGUAGAAUGUUCAUUUGAACCUGAAGGGAUUGCAUCUUAACCCACUUUUAAACCCAAAUCAAUCCUCUGCUCUGAUUCAGACAGUGAAGUAUUUCACCCUCGGAUAUGUGGCGUCAACAGGACACAGUACAGAGCCAUCCAGGUCUCUCCCAGGACUCACUUCGGCCCAAUCUCUGCAUCAGAACUGUCCCCAGGAGGAGGGAGCGAGUCAGAGUUUGAGUCUGAGAAAGACGAAGCCAGUGUUUCUAUUCCACCUCAAGCUGAUGUAUUUGAAGAUCCACAGGCAGAUCUCAAACCUCUGGAAGAAGACGCAGAGAAAGAAGGCCAUUACUAUGGAAAAUCAGACCUUGAGUCUGGGAAAUUCCUUCCCAGAUUAAUAAAGUCUGGAAUGGAAAAGAGUGCUCAGACAUCACUAGAUUCCCAGGAGGAGUCGACUGGGCUUUUGCCGGUUGGAAAGCAAAAUCAGUGUCUGGAAUGUAGCAUGAGUGAAUCUCUGGAAAUAGAUAUAGAAAGCUCAGAAGCAAAUUGUAAAAUAAUGGCACAAUGUGAGGAAGAAAUUAAUAAUUUUUGCAGUUGCAAAGCAGGUUGUCAGUUCCCUGCUUAUGAAGAUAAUUCAGUUUCUUCGGGACAGCUGGAAGAGUUUCCUGGAUUGAACACUAAUGUGCAAGAAAUGCGUAGAAGUCAAGAAAAGCAGACCUAGUGGGAAAAAACCUUGUACUCUCCCCUUUUUCCUGCAUCAGAAUGUGAAGGAUGUUAUACAAAUGCCAAGGGAGAGAAUGGUAUAGAAGAAUAUCCAGAUGUUAAAGAAAUACCCGGUAAUGAAAAGCAUCUGUUAGAUUUUAAUAGGGCUUCUUCUGUCUCUGAAGCACGGUGCACCGGAGAGGGUGGUCCUGGGGCCCAAGCAAAUGGCCUCUGUAGGAAGAUGUGCUCCAGCGCCAGCCCUGACCCCAGAGACUCAGGCUCCGACGGUGGUGGCGAGUGGGUGGACCCUCAAGAGGAGGAGCUCUUCUCCAGGACUCACCUCUGACCUCACACCUAGUGUGAGUGCUUUCUCAGUGCUGUGUGACGGGAAACCACCCCUUUGAGACCUAUUCAUCUAAAGCAACAACAUAGGUUUCCUCUUGGAGUAACUGAUUCCAAUCCGUGAUUCUUUCUUCUUGCUUAUUUUAGCAUUGAGGACCGCUGUCCUGUGGAGAUCUCUUUCCCAGCUGUUCAUUCUUGCUAUUGAAUAGACUAGAUGUGCUGUCCGGUCCAGAAUGGUGUGCAUGUGCUCAUCCUAGAGGUGUCACUGCUCUUGCCUCGCAGCCACAGGCCUCUCCUUCUCACUCGGUGACAUCUCUGUCACCUGUCGUCAGCACUAUGGUGCCAGCACUACUUCUGCUGUUUAGAGACUUUAGCUUUGGAACAUUUAGCUGUGUUCUCUAAGCACUGGGAGAUCAUUCUCACCCUGCAGUGGAUCGGUCCUUUCCGGGGAGGGAGGGAAGCAUGGGUGACUUGUCCCCAUCUUCGUUCAGAAGAAUCUCAUGAACAUGGACAUAGGAGUGCAAGGGUGUGCGUGCGUCUAGAGACUUUCAGAAUACUGUGUUUUCUACCCUGGGAUUUCCCCCUUAAGUAUCGUGAGAUACUCCGGUGUGUGUCUUUCUUGCUAACUGGAGGUGCCAAGGAUUUGGGGCGUGGGGUGGGACACUUGCCUGAGUGGGUGCUGCAGUGCAUCCACAUCGAAAUGCAGUCAGGGCUCCAGAGAGUCUGGAACAUGGGGGAGGACCUUGGUUGUGGAUUGUGGUUUUUCUGGCGACUGUUGAAUCAGAGCCCCCAAAACUUGAAAUCAAGAGCAUUGGACAUGCAAUAAAGGCCCCUGUCACCCACAGAAACCUUCGGCUGCUGCAGCUGACUGCUCUCAUGGUGAGGUGUAGUGUGGCUGCUCUCAUCGUGUCUGAGAGGAUAUCCUGGGCGAGUUCUGUGUGCCGUGGUGGGUGGUAGAGCCCUUCUCCACGUGGCCCUGUGAUUGCUGUCCUGUCAGCACCACAUGUGACUUAGUCACCCAGGGAGUCAGUUUGUCUUUUGCAUCCGUACCUGCUGAUACCUCCUGGAGCUCUCCUGACACUGACACUGUGUGGCAGGGUCAAGCUGGGAGGGGCCAUAUCAGC
This is a messenger RNA of Heterocephalus glaber (naked mole-rat), 5485 nucleotides long. The record is from RefSeq and is a predicted model, not a curated record. NCBI's taxonomy places the organism in Eukaryota, Metazoa, Chordata, Mammalia, Rodentia, Bathyergidae.